Hypanus sabinus (Atlantic stingray) is the source of this 778-nucleotide messenger RNA. RefSeq names its product NADH:ubiquinone oxidoreductase complex assembly factor 8 (gene ndufaf8). Gene Ontology annotation, cellular component: mitochondrion. Gene Ontology annotation, biological process: mitochondrial respiratory chain complex I assembly. The record is from RefSeq and is a predicted model, not a curated record. Bases 96 to 305 code for a protein of 69 amino acids. The transcript is spliced from 3 exons. NCBI's taxonomy places the organism in Eukaryota, Metazoa, Chordata, Chondrichthyes, Myliobatiformes, Dasyatidae.
UGUCAUUCUACCGCGACGGUGGGUGGGAGCAAUUAUGGCCGCGCUCUAGAGAUUCCUGGUUGCUGGGGCGAUUUCUCUGGCUUUACUUCGGGACGAUGCCGGGGAAUGAGGUGUGGAUCCGCACGAGGGAAAAACUCAGGAGGUUCCCGCAGAUCAUGGCAGCGUGCACGGAAGAAGCAUCAGCAUAUGGGAGAUGUGUGGCUGCAAAUGCUCAAGGAAGUCAGGACCUGAGAAAGAACAUGUGUGCCAAAGAGUUUCUGGCCUUAAAGAAAUGCUUUACAUUAAAUGCCAAGAAAGCAUGGUAAGAUACAAAUUUGAGAUCAGAAACGAGGUCUUCUGGACAUCGCUGAAUGAAAGGGAUCUCCAGCCUGUCAUCCAGAAGAUUUGAACAUUACCAUUCAUUGUAAUGAAGCACUAUCUUGAAGAAAAGGAUGAACUCAAACACAUAAUUCUUUCAAUUUUUCUUGGCUUUGUACAUCUUAGAUUUUUAUUUGAAAGAUGGUAGAAAAUUAACCACUUUGCAUCUUAUGUUUCUGGACUUAGAAGUGAUAUAUUGCUGGGCCCAAGAUACUGAACUAGUAUAACUUUGGAGUUCCCACCACACUUCCUCAUUUUAAUAUUGAACAAUGGUAGUCUAAUUUGUUAAGAAUAAUGGGGUUUUGUUUGAGAAUUAAAUGGAUUAAGACUUGAUGUGUCUCUUUGACAAAUUGCUGCUGGACCUGGUUUUCUGCCUAUGUGAUAGGUUGCCAAUUAAAUACAGUUUGUAUAUUAAAAUAAA